AUGAGCUCCGAAGAGACCGCGGGCACAGCCCAUCCGCCCCCGCCGCAGCAGCAGCAGCAGCAAUCGCCACCUUCUGCGGCCACCUCGAACGACGCACGCGUCCGCAUCGUCGGCGACCUGCCCCCCAAAGUCACGCUGCCUGCAGACAAGCCCACAGGUGGCGAGCACGACGACGACGACGACGAUGACUCCGACGACGACGACGACACCCAUCACCGCGACGACGAGGAAGAGGAUCCGCAGACAGAGGAAGAUGAGCCGCCGCAGCAGCAGCCUGCCACGGGCGCGGCCGGGCCAGCGGGGUCCGGCCCGCAGUCGCAGACGGUCCAGUACGGCGCCGUGACGGUGCAGACGGGAGGACCUGCCAACGGCCAACUCGAUGCGCUGCCGUCGCGCGACGAGAUCCCGGACGAUUCGGAGCUGCUGGCCAGCUACCCGGACACCGAGGAGAUCCUCGACCUGAGCCACCUGCGCAUCAGCAGCACGCGCAACCUCGGCCUGCCGCGCUUCCAGCGCAGCGCGCGCCGCCUCUGCCUGCGCCAGAACGAGAUUGCCAAGAUGCGCUCCAAGGACAUUGGCGUGCUCACCGAGCUGCGCGACCUCGACCUCUACGACAACAGCAUCGAGCGCAUCUCGGGCCUCGACCGCCUCGACAAGCUCGAGUCGCUCGACCUCUCGUUCAACAACAUCCACCACAUCUCCAACGUCUCUCACCUCGGCAGCUGCAAGACGCUCUACUUUGUCCAAAACAAGAUCUCAAAGGUGCGCCCCGACGACCUGCAAGGCCCCAUCGCCCAGUCCCUCACCAGCCUCGAGCUCGGCGGCAACCGGCUGCGCAGCAUCGACAACCUCGGCCACCUCCACGCCCUCACCGAGCUGUGGCUGGGCAAGAACAAGAUCACGUCGCUCCGCGGCCUCGAGACGCUCGUCAACCUGCGCAUCCUCUCGAUCCAGUCGAACCGCAUCACGCGCAUCGAGGGCCUCGACUCGCUCGUCAACCUCGAGCAGUUCUACAUCUCCCACAACGGCCUCACCCGCAUCGAGGGCCUCGACCACAACCGCAACCUCACCACGCUCGACGUCAGCGGCAACCAGAUCGAGGUCGUCGAAAACGUCGCGCACCUCGCCGAGCUCGAGGAGUUUUGGGCCAAUGACAACAAGAUCAAGGACCUCAACAACCUCGAGAGCCAGCUGGGACCCAAGCUGAUGCCCAAGCUCGAGACCGUCUACCUCGAGGGCAACCCGGUCCAGCGCACCGAGGGACCCGCGUACCGGCGCAAAAUCAAGCUGCUCCUGCCGCAGCUCUCGCAGAUUGACGCAUCCUUCAAGGGAUCCCAAGUCAGCCGGUCUGCGGACUGCUGGCUGGCCGCACGCACGCCUCCGUCCGCCUGCCUGCAAUAG
Pseudozyma flocculosa PF-1 is the source of this 1401-nucleotide messenger RNA. RefSeq lists its product as uncharacterized. The record is from RefSeq and is a predicted model, not a curated record. NCBI's taxonomy places the organism in Eukaryota, Fungi, Basidiomycota, Ustilaginomycetes, Ustilaginales, Ustilaginaceae. Bases 1 to 1401 code for a protein of 466 amino acids. The transcript has 3 exons. Gene Ontology annotation, molecular function: protein binding.